This is a messenger RNA of Cinara cedri, 25999 nucleotides long. NCBI's taxonomy places the organism in Eukaryota, Metazoa, Arthropoda, Insecta, Hemiptera, Aphididae. The record is from the annotation of a GenBank genome assembly.
AUGAAUUCUCGGACGGAUAAAUCGAUAAGUAUUAAGAUAACAAUUUUAACUUUAACAUUGUUCGCGUGUUUUUUUCCCACCCAAAAUCAAACGGUUAUCCCUAGGACCGGUCACAAGCUCAACAACGAUCCUUCAGGUAAUAUUAUUAUAUAAUUAUAUUAAUAUAAUUAUUACUUUUAAAUCUUUUUAAAUAUAAUGUACGUAAUCAAUAUAAUACUAAGAUAGUAUUAAGGAUAUAUAAAGGAUUUAUAUUUAUUAACAUAGCCAUAUAUAAGGUACAUUUUUAUGUAAUUUUACACUCCUGGUCUAAUAUUUCGUCGGUUUAAAACCAGAAAGUUUAUCAUAGCGUGUUACAUUAUUUUAGAAGAACGAAAUAACACACUAUAUUUCUACAGGUAUAUAGAUAGAAACAAACGGUUCUUGAUGUCGACUUAAUAAGUGAAGGUUAAAAAACCUCCUCCCGUCAAAACAAAAUAAUAAAGUACUUAAAAUAUGAAAAUAAAAACAUAUAUAUAUAGAACCUCUUUUGUCUUUUAGCUGACGAUUUAUCUUAUGGAAAACAGCAGUCACAAACUGCUUCUGUAAUUCCAGUAAAUGAAACAAAAUAUUAAAAUAAUAGUUACAAUAAAAAUAAUUUUGUCUUAAUAAUAUUUGCUUUAUAGGUGAUUUACUAAUUUCGAAUUUUUACUAAUGAUAUCACACACACACGCUCGCGUGUUCUAAUAGUUAAUAAAUACAUAUAAGGAAUAGGUAACUACUUGUACAUCUGCAUGCCAAAUAGUGUAUUAGCAUUUCGUUUGGUUGAAUCUAAUUCACUAUGAAUCUUUUAGUACCUAGGUCUAAGUUCUAAUCUACACAUUAAAUUCUAAGAUCGUCCAGAUAUUUCAAAAUCGAAUGGCUCGUAUAAUAGGUACCUAUAAUAGCUCUACAUUUUGUUUCUUCAAAAAUAUUAUAAAUUAUUCAUAUAAUAUUGUUAUUUAGUUGUAUUGCAUUGAAAUCUUUUAAUCAUAUAGCCGUCGUAGUGAUAAAUUAAGACAGAAAAAAAUCAUUUACCGAAUUAUUCAGCUUUCUCUCGUCCAUAAAAAUUAUAUUCAACUUUACUUUCUUUAUAAAAUAAUAAUAUACCUUCUUAACCAAUGUGUACAUUAUAUAUCUUUAAAUAUUAGUCUAAAUAUUAAAUUGGUUAACACUCGUUAUUACAACGCCAAAUUAUAUAUUAACUGCAUAGUUUAUAAUCGUGAAUACCUAUAUUUUAUUAAAUUUAAUACAGUAUAUUAUAGAAUCGGCAGUAUACAGUUUACAUAAAAGUAGAAAUUAAAUUAACAUAUGUGUAAUAGGAAAUGCAAAUCAAAUGCUAACGAGAUUUGUAUCCUUAUGAUAUUGAUAUUUUUGUUUUGUUUUUUUUUUUUUUUAAUUUAUUAAGUGCCUAAAAAAUCGUUAACGGUCCAAGGAUAAAGAAUGUGAAGUAUUCAUUAAAAAUAGAUACACAGUUAAAAUAGAACUACAAACAAGCUGAUCAUAUUAGAAAUGAUUAUUUUGUUAUUCAUGUCUCUUAUUGUGGUCUAGGUCCUUGACAAAAUGUUAUUGAAAUAUUUUAUAUAAUUUCAUAGAAAGGAAAAGAUCUGUUCUGUUGUUUUUACGCAAACAAAGAACAAUAUGUAUUUAAACGGACUUAAUCGUUAAAAUAAUAAUAAUGAUAAUUGUAGAGAAAAUAACGAGUUUCGUUUUUAAAUUUUUACUUCGAUACAGCUGCUAGUCUACAGUGGCGACUGAACAUAUUGAAUAGCCAGCACACCGUUUUUUUUUCUUCUUGGACGUCGGAAUUCAUCAUAUAAAACCACUUGAGGGCAUGAAUACAUUUAUUUACUUAAGUCAUCGAGUAAUACACGUAUAAAACUUCCAUGCACAAUUAAAAAUUAACUAAUCAAAAUAUUGUUAGUUUAAUGUUAUAAUUACAAUAUUAUAAUAUCUUUUCACAUUCAUUGCGAGUAAUUUGACCUAUAGUAGUGUUGAAAUAACUUAUAAGAAAAAAUUAUAAAAAAAAUAUUUCUAUGUAUUCUACCUGAUUCUUUGAAUUUUCACUGAAUAUACAAUUUGGUUAAUUAAAUCGGUCCGACAUGAAAAAAUCAAAUAUAUUUAAAUGUUAAACUCCAGGAUAUUUUUUUUAUCGAAUAUAUUUGCAAGUUUCAAUUCGUAUUUAAUUGAAUAUAUGAACAAAUAGUAUAAUUUAGUAUUUAGUAUUAUUGAUAACAUUAUUCUUAUCAAUAAAACUGUCUAAUGAAAUUAUUUUAGGAUUUCUAAAUAUUUUAGAAAUUUUAGUAUCUAUAUUAUGCUCUCCGCUUAAAAAAAAAAAUGUUCGCGCCUUCGAAUUCGAAACCAUAAUAUUAUUAUUUUUUGAUGUUGCAAAUACAUUGCAGUGCGUAGACUGUAGAGCAUGCAUCUUUUUCUGUGUUGAGUGGGACGGUGUCAUACUAUACAUGCAACUUCCUGUAAACUGUAAAACAACAAGCUUUUUUUUUUACAUAUAUAUAUGUAUAUAUACCGGCUACCAAUGAGAAAUAUGAUACGCGAUCGUGCAUAGGUACCUUAAUACUUGUUAUAAAGUUAUUGUUAUUCUUACGGGGAGAGCUUAGGAUAAAAUAUAAUACACAGGUAGGUAUAUAAAACCUUUCCGCGUGUAAUUGAUGGGUGUCGUUACACAUGCAUCCUAGCGAAACUGUUUUAGCCUAUUAUAUUAUUAUACCACUAGCAAUACAAUAGACGCGAAACACUUUGUUCACUUUAACGUGCAACGUAUACGAUUACAUUACGUCAAUUUCAACAAUAAUUAUUGUCAUAGGUAUAUAAAGUACCGAAAAUAAUUUAUUAACAAACAUUUUAAUAACAAUAAAGCGAUUGUGGUACAAAGACAUGUUAUUAUGUGUUGUGGGUAGAUAGGUGGCUGCGUGGCUGGUGGUUUUUUUUUUUUUUUUAAUUCAAUUCAGUAGGUUAAUAAUUGAAUAUGCAGUCUUAUGAAAAUGCUUUGAUAUAUAUAUUUUUUUUUUUUCAAAUACUAUAAUACUAAUAUAUGUAUUGCCACUAUACGAGUAUAUUUGCGUAUAAAAAACUGUUCCAAGAACAAUCGAAAUAAUGUCGAAAACAUGUUAUUUUACAAAUACCCAAGAAUAGCAUGUACAAUGAAUGUGCGAAUACAUGCUAGUAUAUUUUUACGUUUUUAUUAAUUUCGUUCGUAUAAGGUUAUAAUAUUGUUAACCUCCAUUGGGUGGGUAUAACGACUGCGUGUAUUAUUCCUACAACUUGUGCAGUAUACUCUCUACGGGUAAUAGUUUGAACUUUUCGAACACCGCGCGCGCUCCGCAGCGGAACGCUUAAGAGGUAGCUAUUUAAAUAGUUUUUAAUAUACCAAACCAAAUACUAAAACAUACACGCGUAGUUAUUCAAUUGGGUAUUUUACAACACUUGUAAUAGGUAUGUAAAAUCGUUGGUGUGUGCGUGUCACGAAUCGGAGAUCGUCACCAAUAAGCACAAUAGUAACCGAUCCUUCGGCCGGUAGUUACCCUAGCUGUUUGAUUACCCAUAGGGUAUAUCAUAGGUUCUACCGAGAGUCGUACGAAAUGUGCGCUUCGGUCGCACUCCAACGGCAGCAUUUUAUCGGGGAGCGGACGAUUGUGUAAUGCGCGACAUUCAACCGGUAUCGGCGAAGAACCUCCUCGUGCACGAAUAUGUCUCCGUUGUAAAUAUAUAGGUAUGUCUGAACUCGCCGGGAGAAAGUGGUUAUUAAGUACUUUAUAUUAUACACGCGAAACCGUAAUUUUGUCGCCAAUCUCAUUUCCACCACAAACAAUGUCGUGGAAUUGUUUUAAAAAUACAAACAAAUAAUACAUAUCAAAUUUAAAAUAAUAACGCGCCUGCGAAUAUUGCGCCAUUAUUAUUAUUAUUAUUAUAUAGCUAAUAAUAUUGUCAUAAUAGCAUAAUGCCGGUCUCGUAGGUAUGGAAUGUCCAUAAUUCAAAAUGGUCGUUUUUUUUUUUUUUUUUUUUUUCAGUCUGUCAUAAAGCUUCGCAAUUCAAUUUAAUGGUUCUUCUAAAACUAUACGGCCAAUGUUACACAACGCUAUUAUUUUAUAAAAAUAUGAAAAAUAACAAUAAUAAUUCGGGUAGAGGUGUUUUAAUCUAACGUAUAUAAGACAUUUUUUUUGUAUACAUUUGUAUAAUGUUGAUUGUUGGCGUAUUGCAGUAGUAGAGAAAGUAUAUACCUAUGUAAUAUUAUCUAGUAAUAAUAUAUUUAUAAUAGGUUGGGCACUUUUGGUAACAAUGAAGAUUGCUUUUGCUGGCAAAAUAUAUAGUUAUUUUAUAGGACGAAGUGAUUCAAUUUAAUUUAACUUAUACCACGAUAUUGCGAUAGAAUUGAAAAUUAUAAUCAAAUACUUUGAUAAAGUACCCACACGUCCCACAUAACAGCAUAUUAUAACAGACAUUUGUUUUCAUAUUUUGGGCAUUAUGUCAUUAUAUCUUGAUUAUUCUUUGUAAUGGAAAAGAAAACCAACGAUCUGCAAUUCGUAUUUUUAAACGUGAUUUUAUACACUUUAAAAUUGACCAUCACGUUUUAUAUAGGCAUCGUAUUUACCUAAAGGCCUAAAUUAUAAGUCAAUUACACAUAUAUAAGACUUAAAUUAUACGUCAGUGGUUACCUAAAUAUUAUUAUAUUGGUAAUAUAUUACCUAAGAUAUAAUAAUAAUAAUCAUCAUUAUCAUUUUUAUUCAUUACGCAAUAAAUUAUUAUUUGGAAGGAUUUAUUCAACUUUGGCGUUAAUAAAAAAAAAAAAAAACAACCGCGUUCAUCUUCGGAAUUUUUUUACAGAUAAUUAAUGGUAUUUAUUCGUUCACAGUCGGUAAUAUUAUUCAUUUUUUUUUUUUUGUCGUUUACCUAUCUUAUAAAAACAUACCUAAUAAAUACCUAUAAUAGUGGGAUGCAAUUACACGAGAUUACAAUUUUAUAAAUUGUUUAAAAUCAAAACAUUUCAAUAACAUAAAAUUAUUAUUAAUAUGCUCGAUGGUAUUUUACGAAAAAUUAUAGUUAUUAGUUAGGUCAUUUAGGUUAAAUUGAUAGGUACAUAAUUCAUUUAAAUGUGAGGUCAUAACAUUUUAAGUCUUCUUUUUUUUUUUUCUGGCGUAAUUCAAUAUAUUAUAUUUUGUCUCCUUUCUCCGUAUUUCUAAACUUCAAAUAAAAAUUAUAAUAUUAUAAAUCAAACAUUUGCAUAAUACUUUGUAUACUGCAGACUGGAGGAGCGAAAUAUAUUAUUUUUAUAUAUCACUAUAAUAAACAAUGCCAAUAAAUGUAUGUUUUAUGUUAGGUUGUCCGGCUAGUGGCUACCGACUGUUAGACACGUUAAAUAAAUCCAGUAAAAUAAGGUAGGUAUACUUACCAAUUUGCCAAUAAGAGUUCAUCUAAAAAAAAUACAAGAUCGGGCAAAAUAAUGUAUUAUGAAUAAUUUGUAUUAUAGUACAAAGGCGCUUAAUUUAUUAAUUAAAAAAAAAGAAUUGGUAAGGCGUAGGAUCCAUGGUAAUUUAAUUUAUAUUUGUAAGCAUUGAUAAAUCAUUUUUAAUGAAAAACUAUUUUAUCACCACUAUAAAUACAACUUAAAGUAGAGGUAUACAUUUUUAAUGGACCAAAACAAUUUUAUCAACAUAAAAACUAAAAAAACUCGACAAAUUCAAAAUACUAAAAAUAGCCCUGAAAUGGCUACAAUGCUUUGAAAACUUCACGCCUUCUAAAAGGGCUAAUAAAAGUAUUCGGUGAAAACGUCAUGUUUAAAGAUUUGUUUUUACCAAACUACAAAAAAAAAAAAAAAAAAACAGAAUUGAAAAUGACUGAAAUUAAGUACAUUUAUUUCGUUUUUCCGGGUUUUACAAAUUAUGAAGAAAACUACAAGAAAAAUCAAAAAAUGACCUUCUCAAUGCACUACCUAUAUGUAUACACAAUUUUAUCAUAUACCACCUCUGAAUUUGAUGACUAGAACAAGAUUUCUAGUGGAAAAGUUGUUUGCCAAUAGAUUCCUCGCCCAGAAUCUCAAAUUAAAUUAACACCCCUCCCCCCUAACCCGUCAUGGAUAUGGCGUUAGCACCCACGCAAAUACAAAUACCUACCUAACUAUAGUUUAUAAUAAUUAAAAUAUGUUAUUCAAAUACAUAAUAAUACGCUUAUUAAACACAUUAUGCAAGUAUACAUUGUAAUAUAAUACAUUGAGGAAUGUGGACUGGUACGUUUUACAAUAAUAAUAAAUAAUGUAUUUCAAAAAGAAAUAUGGAGGCGUAGUUCUAUUUAUAAACUGAGUGAAUAAAAUAUAUUCACCUAGCUCAUACUGUAUAUUCAAUUAGUAGAAAAGUACUGGGUGUACAUUGCGCAGGGUGAUUUAGUUUAAAUCUUUUAUAGAAAAGUACCCGAUUUUUUUUUUUUUUACAAAAUUAAAUUUGAGUUUAUUAAUUUUUAACUGUAAAAUAAUUUCGAUGUUUUCUUGAUUUUUACGAGUUUCGUUAAACAUUGGAACUUAAACGCUUAAAUAAAAACAAAUCAAAAAUAGGACUCGAAUUUUUUUUGGCCAGGAAGAAUUUAAAUCAACUUGUAUGAUAAUCCACUUACCAAAUUUACGUGAUCAAAAUAUUUUACAAGGAACCAUUAUAUGAAUCGAAAAAAAAAGACUAAAAAGAACAUCGAUAAUUUUACAUAUUUUCUCACUCAAAAAAAAAAAUAAAUCUAUUCUGGUAUCUGGAUUUUAAUCAUAACGUACAUAUUUGUUAAAAAUUUCAAAAUAAAAUUGGAUUGACAAAAAUCGGCGUCGCUCAAGUAUUCACUGUUUUGGUGUUUCUCCCAUUAUCUAAGUAUUAUGUAAAAAAACAAGUAAACAUUUUGUAGCAGACAUUUUUUCCGAUAUCCAUAGUUGUAGAAUCACAGUGAUUCUUUGCCAUGCAGAGAAUCCUAAAUAUGCAAUAUAGCACGCAAUAUUUAAUAAUAAUAUAACAAUUACACUUUAGAGGAAAUGUCUAUAGUUUUCUUUAGUUAUCGAUAAUAUUUCUAUAACACACUGAUGCCAUGGCGAACGUAGAGACCAUAAAAUAUAAUAAUCUGAGAACUUAAACACGAAGAUUAUACAAUAUUAUACUAUUACAGUCACACUUGAUUUAUUACCCACACGGCCGCACUACUCAGUGAGUGUUAAAUGUUAAAUUAUACAACACAAACGGCUUUAAGAAAAUAUUUUAACUACGAUAUAAUGUUGAUAUUUGAAAGUUAUGAUUUAAUAACGAAUUUGAAAACAGCCAAUAUGCUGGAGUCAUAUUGGCAUAAUAAGUUGUGAAAAUAUAUUAAAAGAAAAAAAAAAACAUAAAAACUUCUUGUUUAAACCUUCAUAUAGGAUGUAUUUUCGAAAUUAAUAAUUUGCCACAAUGGUUCAAACGAAAAUGCCGGUGAGUGUUUUAUGUUGAUAGGUACUGUGUUUGGUUUACAGGCCGAUAAGCGUAUAUGUAAACUGGAAUCAAAUCGUCCAUAAUACAAAAGUUAAUCAAAUGUUUUACAUUCAUAGUUUGUGAGGCUGCUGAAGUUCUGAUAGACCAUUAACUGUUAAGUGUACGUUCAAGUUGUACCGUUAUCGUUAAACGUAACCACUAGAGUAACAAUAUUUUAAAUCGAAAAAAAUUACAAUUAUUUUUUACCUUUUAUAAUAAACAUCUUAACGAUAACAUUUUUCUACUUAUCUGCUGUCCGAUAUCAAUUUGAUAGGUAAGGGUACUACCGGUUUAACGGGAAAAUAUGACGUUUAAAACCAAUAAGCUGGAGUUAAAUUCAUCCACUACCACUCGCCUGAUAUUUUAAUUUUGAAAACAUCUAUAUUCUUUGAUUUUCUUAUAUUUGUUUUUUUAUUUAAUUAAUUGAUAAUUUAACCUUUUUUCUUAAAACGAACUCAUAGAUACUGAAAAUAGUUUUCCUCCAAAAUAUAGGAAAACAAACAAUACUUAUUCAAAUCAUUUUCAAAAUAGAAAUUGGAUUACUGGAUAUACUCGUAUUUAUUAUUCUUGAGGUUAUUAGUCUAAAUUUAUAAAAAAAAUUAAACACUUUCAACCGACUUAAAUAUUUCUUUUAUCCCACACUCUUGAAAUGGUAUAAAAUAUAUUUUCUGGUAGUUUAAUGUCGUCUGGUUAAUAUUUAGUGUUUGAAUUGGAAAAAUAAAAGAGGAUAUAGUCUCAUAGGAGACUUAAAAAAUUAUUGUUCCUUACAAUGAUUGAACUAAAAAAAAAAAGAAGAAAGACUGAGCGGUUAAAAGGAGAAGUAGAAAUAUGAACAGUUAUCGGUCAAUUUGUUGGUUUAUUCGUUUUAAUAAAUAAAAAUAAUAGGUAUACCUGUUUCACAUGGCUUAAAACUUAAAAGUAACAAUCGUUAUCGUGUUUUUUUAAUAAUGUACAAUUUAAGGUACAAAUUAGUGUUACAGUAGUUUACUUUUUGGUUAACAACUAUAAUGUUGUGUAAACAGUGCAGGUGACAAAACGAUAAUAAUUGGUAAAAAUCUUAAACGUUAACGAUUUUUUAAGUAUCUAGAUUGUUAACACCACGAAAAUGUGACUAUUCAAAUAAAUGUAAUGAACAUAAUAUUUUGCUGUAUUUUGACGAUUUUAGCAAAAAAAAAUGUCGAGUCAAAAAUACGCGUUUUCGAGAAAGCGAUAAAAACUUGUCUGUUCUUAAAUUUUUGUUUUUGAUUUAUUCGAAGAGCUAAUCUCGUAAAAACAAAUCCAUUUUCUUAUUUUCAUUAAAUUUUAACUACACAAUCAUUUUAUCGUUCUUUUAAAUAAUGACUUGAAAUGUCAAAUCAUUCGAAUCGUUAGUCAGUCAAUCAGUCACUACUCGCCUAAGUAUGAAUGACACAGAGUAACAUUUUGUAUUAUCUGACCGGAAUCUAUUGUAUCUUAUUAAAUAGCCUUGAAAUUACAUAUAAUAAAUUAAAAUACGUUAAAUAAAACAUUGAUAAAACUGGAAACUUAAGUCUUAAGAGGCUAAUAAGUUAUCCUUCUUUUCGAGUUUAUAUUUUCGAAUUCCAUUACAGCUUAGUAGUGUAUUACACCUAAUACACAAAAUAGUAAAAAAAAAAAAUCAAGUAUUUUAUUCGUAUGGAUAUCGAAAUAUUGUUUUCAUGCAUGUAUGUAUUAAUAGAUACGAUAAAAAAAAAAUCGAAACAUACCUUGGUAAUUGUAUAAAGUUAUGUAAUUGAUAGCUGCAGUUAUAUUAUGUUCGUCAACUUUCAAAAAAAAAAAAAAUAAUAAUAAUAACGCGUCGAAUUUUUUAGUCAUCGCGAUUAUGAUGUAUUAGAUGUCUAGUAGAUUUUUGAUAACAACUGAAAAAAAAAAUUUCAAUAUCUGUUCAAGAUUUAAACGGUAAAAUUAAUACUUACACUCUGCAACCAGCAUAUUACAUAACAGAACUCGUAACUCGUACAUAAUAAUGCAUCUCCUGUUCGGCUUUGUUUUACUGUACAACAUUUUUAACGUAAAAACAAUUUUAUUUUAUUUUAUCAACGGUCUUCGAUUUUAUUUUUUUAGGUAAAUAGAUAUCCAAAACUUACUAGUAUUUGUAAUUAAUUACUUCACGGUAUUCGUCUUGACGAUUUUUAAAAAAUCGUUUAAACGUUUGAAUAGCCGUAAACGACUUUUCAAUGUUGUGUAAAUAAACAGAAAAAGUUUCAUCGACACAUUUAAGGGGGUAUCGAAUUAUCAGUAUUUUAUAGAUCGCUUAUACAGAAAAUGACGUUUUUUGAGUAAUUAAAAUUCAUCGACUCAAAACGUUUCAAAUAAACGUACAACAGUAUAGUAUCUCGUGUCAUUGUCAGAAGUGCAUAUGUGCGUAUAUAUUAUAUUCCCUGUGUGAUUACGGAAUUUCUUUUGGAAAAACAUUUGCGUAAAACGUAAAAAGUAUGUACAGUGCACAUAUACUUUCUUUUUCAAUGCGAUUUCUAUACAGAGAAAAAAAAUACUCCCCCAAUUAUAAAACAGACAGAAUAUACGAUAUUUUGGAAACAAUGACAUACCUAUCUAUAUCCGUUUUGAAAUACCUUUAGCAUAAUAUUGUGCCGACAUAAAAACUAUGCAGAUUUCGCUAUAAUCUUUCUUUACAAAACGCGGUUUUACCGCGGAGUUUUUUUUUUUUUUAACCGUCUCCGCGAAACACGCGGUCUUCUUUCGAUUGUAUAAUACGGGUGUUUUUCCUACAUUCAGCCACUUUAAACACGAAUAUUUAUUAUUAUUGUUAGAUAUCGUUUCCGAUAGGAAAAUCGUGAUGAUGGGUGUAAUAUCGCGUCCCCUUAUAGGAGUAAAAGCGCGGUUAGGUUAGUCAUACCUAGGUACAAGGCCUUAUAUUACACAGGUACUCUCUCCCGCGUGUCACACUACACGACAUUGUAACAAUAUAUCGGGAGCGCGCAUGAACGGGGACUUAUAAAAUCUAUGUUAGACCGUGAAAAUGUUGGAUUCCAAAAUGCGAAAUCCGUUGAAAUCCGGACCGGACACGACAAUAAAACUUACGCGUAACGGCCUAAUUUUUUUUUUCAUUUUUGUCCGGUCAAGAUUUUUACGGAUUUCAAAUUUUGAAACGUCAUGUACACGUUUGCACAUGUUCAGGUUUUUAAACUCCGUGUCCUCGUCAUUUCCCACCAUGCGCGUAUGUAUUUACGUAAUAUCGAUGACGACACGGCAAAAGAGUCUAAGCCACACAGUUAAUAGUUUUUAGGAGAGUAAAAGAACAUUUUUUUGUGAUUAUAACUUUUUAUUUUUUUUUUUUUAGGUUGACAAUAAUUUUUUUCCGGUUAGAAUGGGAAUUUUUUUAAUGAGUACUUUCUUUUUUCUUUUUUUUUUGUACGUCUUUAAUAUGAAUACGCAAUGUUGAUUAACUUGUCGUUUAGAUCCUAUAUAAUUGAAAUGACAAAAUAAAAAGUAUCAUUUAUACCCCAAACUUAAAAUUCGAAUCGUUCGUUAAAAGGACGUUAUAUCCGCAUCUACUGUCUCAGUCCAACUACCGGUAACCUAACCAUGCUGAUGCAGAAUAAGUGAAACUAGCUUAAUUUUGAUUUUAGAAUAAAAGUGCCUAUUAUGAAAUUUAUAGAGAACAAUAUUUUAGAGGGAAUGUCAAAGGGUUUUUGUAUUAUUCAAAAUAUUCAGCUUGAUAUAAAAGAUACAUAAACCUAAAUUUUUUUUUAAUUUUUUAAAUAGCUGUAACUUGAAAGUUCAUAAUUCAAAAAACACCUAUAAUAUUCCCUUCAAAAUAUUAUUCUCUAUACGUUUCAUGAUAGGUACUUUUGCUCUAAAAUCGAAAUUAAACUAGUUUUACUUAUGCACGUUACCCGGUAGUUGAACUGAGACGGUAGAUACAGCGGGUAUAAUAUCCUUUUAAACAACGGCGACAGCUAUUUUGGCGCACGCGCAACGGACAAAACACGUAUUUCUCCAUCCACUAGUGGAGCCGGGUCGCUUAGACCCCUUGGCCGUGUCACCGUCGAUUUAUGCUAGUACAUUAUCUCGUUAUACUUUCAAUGUACUGUAUGUUGUGUAUUUGUUUUUCCACGGUUUUCGACGAAACACACACCACCCAGUACGUAAUACAUUUCACGCCCGGACGGGUCCCACCGGCUCGCGAUGACGGUACAAUCGGCGGCCGCGAAUCGUUCUCUCUUCUGAAAUUCUUAUAUGUUUGUGUAGGUGCCGACCUGGUGAGGCAGAAUGGGAUUACGCAACAGAUACUGGCGCAGUACCUGCAAAAGCGUCUGAACAGGGGGAGCGUCCAACAGGUCGGUCAGCAACACGCGUUCGCGGCGGCGGCUUCAGCGGCCGGUACCGAAUUGCCAUCGAACGUUCCACAGAGAAAUUCCGUCGGUAACAAUUACGUCGAGAUAGAAGACGUCGGCGGCGGCGGCGGCGGCGGCGGCAGCGACGACGGCGUUGUCGGAGACACGCAAUAUUUUAAUCAAGGUCAGCAUAUUCAACAGCGCGCCCACACGCUGCAUACAUAAGGGGCGCAUACGUUACACGAACAGUUAUUACAAGCCGCACACGAUAACAUAGUAUCUACCUCCUAUGUAUCUGUGUAGUAUAAUCGGUUAUCGUACAACGUAAAUACAGGUUGUUAAAUGACGCGUUGAAACGCGUAAACGACACGAAACUUCGCGUAUAUACGGGUGACACCGAUCUACGAACAGUGCGGUCGGCCGAUACCUGUCGUAGUCGCGCGAUUACGGCGACCGCCGUCAUUCAAAAGGGGAAACGUGAUCGGGUGGCGCCCCAGCCUUUGGCGUAAAAACGCGAAUACCGCGCCCGUCGGCAGAACGCCGCCGAGUCGACAACACGUUAUAUUUUUACCCAUACGUAAUAUGCCCCAGUACGCGUUAGUGUAGAUAACUAUUAACGGCCUUAUGAAGUCGUUAUGACUUUUAAUGUUUUGUAAAAAUAGCGAAUUGGGCGUUGGAAAGAGAAUCGCGGACUCCUGUAUUGAUUUUUAAAUUUGAGGGAGGGUUAUCCCUUACCGACGGGUCCUGUCCAUAGAUGGUGAGGUCCCAUUCCCGAAUCGGCCGAAAAGUGCUCUCGGUUAAAAACCAAUCGAUUUUCUAUCGGAUAUAGUGUCUUUUCGAUCACUAUAGCUGUUUUCGUUCGUUUACGUAGUUCCGGUAUCUCGACCGCCAUGUUAUAACUAAUUGACAAACGCACGCAUACGAACAUUUUGAACAUGAUUUUGAACAAAUUCCGUAAUUAUACAACAAGUUUGCUAUUGCGAUAACGACACGCGGAACCAAAUUCACCCGAAAGCCAAUUGUCGCGGCAGUUGAUAAAUUUGCAUGUUUUGACGUAUUCGAAAAUUUCACGGCAAGUAGUAGCGGUAAUAUUUAUUUACUCAUCUAAUGGUAAACGGACAGCAGUAAGGGCAGGGCAAAAAUCCCACGGUAAUCAUUUUGUCCGACGACAGCGUUGCAACAAACAAAUUGGUAUCACUAUAUUUGUCAGUAUUGCGCGCACAGAUAUUUGCGCUAUCAAAUAUUAUAUUCUUCAGCCACGGUUUUAUAAAUACAUAUAUUUGAUUAUAAUCAUUUCAAAUAUUUUCGUUCGACCGUGGUAAUACAAUGACUGUUGCAUUCUACAAUACGGUACUGCUGAGUGUAAUACAAUAAAAACAGUACGAUUGGUACUGUUGAUAUCUUUCAAUUGCAAUUUCAUUGUAGGUACACGACUGUCGAUUUGCAAGGAGAUCAAAGUUUUUUUUUUUUUUUUUUUUUUUUUUUUUUUUUUCAAAGUCCUUGACUUAUAUGUUACACUGUACCGAUAUAUCAUAGUGUGUACCUAUUAUUUUACUAUUUUAAAAUUUAAAAAUGUUUCAAAUUUAUCGCCUCGACCUUCGCAUAUAUACCUACAUAUAAUACAGGACACAGGUAUUAUACUAAUAUUGUUAUUAUUAUUAUUAUUUAUUACUCAGGUAUAGUAAUGCGGCUAAUGAGGUUGAAAUAUUAUUACAAAAAUGUAAUAAAUUGCGUAAAAUAGUGAAUAGGAACCCCCACGUUUGUUUACGUUACAAUCUGAAGAGAAAUUGGUGACUGAUUUAAAAACUAUCUUCAAUUUUGCAUAAUAUGAUACUUUUUUGUUUUAUACUUUUAAGAUCAUAUUAAUUUUAAAUGAUAAGAUUUCCAUUUAAAAUACUCAUUUAAAAAAUUUCAAGAUAUUAAUUUGAGUUUUCACGUACACGAGUAUGACAGUUUAGACUUUUGACCGUUUAGUUAGACAAAACUGCAAGAAUUGUGCUUCAUUUUUUUUUUUUGUAUCAAAGAUAAUGGACAAAACGUACUAUAAGUACAUUUUUUAACAAUUUACAAAAAUAAUAUCAAAUUUGUUUACUAUUUCCCAUAAAACUAUUAAUAAUAAUUUCUAUUUUCAAGUUCCCAACAUAUCCUAAUAAAGAAUCUAACAAAUCAUAGCCCGUUUUCAAAAUUUGAAUUCAUCAAACACAGUUCCUAUAAAGUCUCAUUAAGUGUCCAUUCGGGAAUUAUUGGAUUAAAACUAAUAACGUAAAAACAUUACAAGGUGUCACAAAUGUGUGAGUUCCUCUUCGUGUUUAUAUAAAUAUCAUCUGUCUGUAAAUUAUUAUUAUUACUUUUUGUACAUUUUGAAUAGAUCGUAAUUUUUCAAAUAAAACUUUUAAAAAAAAAUGUAUAUAUAUAUAUAUAUAUAUAUAUAGAAAGAGAGUAUUUUAAUUUACAUCGCAGUAAUGAUUAAUCAUUGGUAAUAAAUAGCGAUUCUGAGCAGAGUAUUCAUAGUCGUAUUUUCCCUUGUUGUCAAAGUAACCCAGAAAUCAACAAAAACUACACAAAAAUUACCAACACAAGACACCAACUAGAUCAAAAAUGCUACAAGAAAGUUCCUAUACAAUUUUUGAUUGAAGCAAGAUUUCUAGUAGAAAAGUUGUUUAUAACAGAAAUUCUAUAACAAAAUAAUUCACGCGGAAAUUAUUGGUGCGUGGUUUGUCCAAACCUAGUAAUUAUAUUUCUGGGACAGCGGACGAAUAUUGUUUUUAAUAACUUUUCUAUUAAAAUCGUGAUCCGAGCGAAGGUCAUGGACAAAAUGGCUGGACUUUGGUGUCCUUGACCAAGUUGUAUUUUUUUUUUUACCAAGAUAAUACACACGUAAAAAGUAUUGUUCCAUUAAUUUAGCUCGCGUGGACUAAUUAAAAAUAUUUAUAAAAUUUUUAAAAUAAGUACUAUGCAAGUUAUUAUAGUAUAAGUUUUUUACAGUGGUCUGUAGAAACGCAAUAAAAGCGCCUGCCAAAAAAUAUACAUAACACUCAUUAUUCGAAUUUCGCAACGAUAAAUUAUUGUCAAGGAAAAACAUUUCAGAGUGAAGUUCAGUUAAAACAUGCCUGUUUUGACAUUUUUUACGGUUUAAAUUUGAACUUAAAACGCUUCUAAAAAAAAUAUUACAUUCCCUUUAAUUUCAUUAUAUUACUAAGUACAACUUUUCUACUCAGCCAAAAGAAUUCUAUCCAUAUCAAACCAAAUAAAACCUAAAAAAUCUUUCGGAUUUCAAAUGUCUGGCUCAAAAAUGAGUUUGAACAAGAAAAAUACUAAUAUACAAGCAUUCAAAUGUUAAGUCUGUGCGAUUGUUUUCAACCGAAACACAACUAAAAAUCCAAAUUCGAAAAUUACAGAAAUCGUAAUUGUGUACAUUUUAUCGGUUUCCCUAAUUACUGCAAAGAGAAAAUUAAACAAGGAAAAUUUUAAAAAUGACUUUCGAAUUACACCAUUUUGACGAAAAUUGCUUUUGGAAAAGAUAGUAUACUUGAAGAACGAAGUAACAUUUCCGACUGAAAAAAAAAUUGUUCACGAACGGGAAAAAAAACACAUACAGUGCAAUCAACAAUUUGCAUUCUUGGCGAUUCAUUCGGAAUCUAAAACGGAUUUGCUGAAAAUUUAUACUUAUAGCGAUGAAUCGAUAAUUUUCGGUCUCGCCGUCGGUUCGUUGAUUUCGCCCAUCCGGCUAUAAUACAUAAAUCGAAUCAUAUUAUUAUUAUUAUUAUUGUUAGUUAGGUAUUAUUUUUUUUUUUUUUAAAUUUAUAUUUAUUUUACGUUUUAAUAUCCGUUAAUAUCCGUUUGUAAAAAAAACCUGCUCGUAAAACACGCGUUCGGAAACAUCGUAUACACUUAUAGAGACGAUGGUCUCACCAGAGCGGGUAUAAAUACCACUUAAGUAUGUAUGCACCGGGCAGAGACAUCGGGACAUUUAUAUGAUAAUAUUGUGUAACGUUGUAUGCAGUGCGAACAGUGGCAACAUGCAUGUACGCGAGUACGGGAUAUUCUGAAAAACCACAAAAGAACCACGACAAGAGUGUGGAUAUUGUGUCGUAUGGCGUUGAAUGCCGAUCGUUUUUAUUAUAAUUUUUUAAUUGCGUAUACGUGCCGAGCGUAAUAUCGAUACCUUAUUUAUAUUAGUACGUAGGGGCUGUUUUAGGCACGGCAUUACGGCGUCCUUCCUAUACGCAACAUGAACGAAAAACGCGCGUUCAAUGUCAGAAUUUUUAACAACCGUAUACGUCCUAAUUGUUAUUUCGGUUAACAGACGGCGACGAUAGUAUAGAUUUUUAUCGGGUUUUUUACUAUACUAUAACAAUAACGAUGGUAAUAUCAUUACGAUCGUAUAAUGCGAAAAUAUAAUAUUAUAACUCCGUUGGGAAUUUCGUAAUUCACCGAAUAGUUGGACGUAUUGUCCGACAUUUUGUAAUAAUAAUAACACUAUAUAGUACACAUUACCAUUUGUACAUUUUUGUAAUACCGCCGAUACACACGCAGAUAACGGCAUUUCAAGUUUACAAACCGUUUUCGUAUAUCCUGUACAGUAUCUUACUGCAUCAAAUACGGCUUAUUUAUUUUUCAAUCAAAAUUUCUUGCGCAAUUUUAACAUAGUUCAUAUUUGUGUAAAAAAUUGCACACAAAAAACAUACAAUACACGAUUGUAAUAUUUAAUACUCUGUAGCUCACUCUAUUGUAAUAUUUAUCGUGGCAAUGUUGAAUAUAUACAUAAGAUAUUGGAACAUCUAUUGCCCGGUAAAAUAUUAUUAUUUGUGUAUAGCGACCACCGGUCUACCGCAUAAUAUUAUCGUCAAGACAUUUUCGACUGAACGACAAUUACCAUACAAUAUAAUACGCAACUGUGCAAUUUUCGUUUUACAAAAAAACUCUCAAACUCAUACACGUAAUUAUAAUGUAACGGAUCUGUUUCAGUAGCGCCGAACAGUAAUCUGAUCGUAAUUUAACUUUCCCAAAUUAAUUUCCAUUAAAUUUUAACUUUUAUAAUUGUGCAAUACAUCAAACCUAUCAGUUUCGAGGACGCUGAACCCAAAUUUCGUAUUUGGUAUGCGUCUGGAGCCACCCCUCCUCCCCAAUAAAGAUCGAAAGCCUCGUAGAUCACAUAUAUUUAACAUUAUAGGUGGGGCUCAAGCCUCCCCCUCAAGGUUUAUAUGCUAAUUGCGUUACUAGUUGGGAGAUAUAUAAUUUUUAAACUUUUACAUCAUUUGUAUUUUUCACACAAAUGUAUUUAUUUUGAAGGUCGCCGAACUCAAAUUUUGUAUCGAAUUUAAAUUAACUCUUAAAUUUCCCCUAAAUAAUAAUGAAGUAUAAGUAGGUAAUGUUAAUACAAUACAUCCGAAAUUUAAAAUUCUGCUACACUAUACAAAUAUAGUUUAAGCGCUGCUAUUAUUAAUAUUAUUUCGUAAUUUAGUCAUCAGAUUUCGAUUUAGAAUAAUUUAAACUUGAUUUAUCCAUGCAAUGCUAAUAAUUUCUUCGCCUCACUUAACAAUUCGGAAUUUGUCUUUGUUUUAAUAUGUCGAUGACUUGACAUUACUGGAUCCGAGGAUAUCAGAAUAAGCACGUAGAGAAGAUCAUUGUGUGUAUUAUUUAGUAGAUUCUUUUUUCUUGUGUGAUGUUGCCGAUAGCUAGUAUUUAAUCUUUAUUUCGACGUUAUUGCGCUUCUUCUGACAAUUGACCUUAAAUAUAAUAAACAUGAUAUAUCUUCAGUAUUUUAAAAUAUUAAAACGUAAUUUGCAUAAUGACUAAAACACAGACCUAUUGGAAAAAAUUCAUGUUGAAUAACAUCUUUUCUAUGAAUCAAAUUUAUACGAACACUGGCAGGCAUAUAAAACCUUGGAUAAAUUCGUACAAAACGUUGGGCGGUUUCUAAACGGUAAAUUAAUUUUAAACGAAUUGACAGCUAUUUCACGACCACUCGAUGCCACUGAUAGUAUAAUAUCAAAUCGUUAAAACCAAUAUAAUUCAAUACCUACCGGUAGUUGAAAAUGGUUUGUCUGCAUUUAUAAAAAGUCUCCGAGCCGCAUUCUCAUCGUUUGUCAUCCCAUGAUGGCCUGUAAACAGUGUUGAAUUCAGAGAAUUUUUCUGGGGAUGGAUCCCUUUGUUUUUAUUGGUCAUUUCUAUGUAAAUCGGGAAGAGUAACGAGUACUGUAAUUUUAAUGAUUACAUUUUGUUGACAGUUUUUGUACUUAUCAGGAAAGGGGGGGGGAGCGAAUGAAAUUCUAUUAUUUGCGCUCCUGGAGUAUACUUGGAUUCAACACUGCCUGUAAAUAUAUAAGUAAAAACAUAUGUAAGUUAUUUACAGGUAGGCAGUAGACGCAUAUUUUGUAUUUAAUACGGGUGCCUUACAAUACGUAAUUUGUGCGAUCCCGCGAAAAUUAUAAUUACCCAGUAAAAGAAGAAAAAAUUGAACGCUUAUACCAGUCAGGUACAUCAGUAAACAGUAAUAAUUUCUAUGCGAAAUGUAAUAAUACUAGCUUAAUGCGUCGGAAUAGAAUCAGAGAACCGCGUAUCGACCAAAUGCAAAUUUUUCUGGAAAAAUAAAAAUAGAAUACAUUUGUAUUGAAUCGAUUAAUAAAAACUGAAAUGGUUAAAAUCGGUCAGUAUAACGUUUAUGAAAAAUACAAUCCGUUUUUGGGUCAUACGCACUCUUAGCAGACGAAUAGGGGGGGUCGGUAAUUAAAUUCUAUUUCCGUAGAUACGUACAACGUAGGUAAAUAAUAAUAUAAUUUCUUUCUCGGUGAAUAAUAUAAUAUCUAAUACGAUUAAUGUAUCUCGUGUUAGAUGAACAAUCAAACCGCUGGUACACUUAAUAAUAGUAUCACAACAAAAAUCCCCGGUCCAAAAUAUCAUCCGGAAAAAUUGAAAUAGAGUUAGGUGCCACAAUGCGCCAAGUACGAGCCGUGUCCCGCAAUAUAGUAAUAACUGUAGCACAAAAACCGGACCGUACACGAUAGCGACGAUGACGGUUACUGCAAUAUAAAAUAAUACGUUAUUAUGGUAACAACACUCCAAUACUACAAAACCGAAAGUCACCUGACAUAACAUUAAUAUUAAUAAGAUGUGUUAGGUUAUUCAAUAUAAUAAUAUAAACUAGAAAAAAAAAAAAAUAAAUACACUUUAUCGAUAUAUAUCGUGUUAAAGUUGUUUUUAUAUUUUUAGUUCGGUGUUUUCCUAUUCGGUACAUACCUCCAUUAUAUAAUUAUGUAGGUACGGGCAUCGUCAAAUAUUAUUAGUGUAACGAUAAUAACAGGCGUAACUCGUCAUAAUAAAACGUAACUAGAACUCUAAUCGGGUCGCUAACCGGAGAUCUCCGGUAGAGUAUGUAUCAGCACCACUUCCUAUUCUCCACAUUCCUUCUCAUCGGGCACGUACCUACUUGACGUACUUCGGGUUUAGGCACAAGUGCGCCUAAACCCGAUUCUCGUCACCACAUUUUAGUAUUAUAAAAAAUUAAAAAAAAUGAUUUAUUUAAUCGGUAUGAAAAUUAAUAAUUAAAAAAUACGUAUUCGAAAAUCAAUUCGGAUCGAACUACUCGGUGAAAAAAAAAAUGGAAAUUGCGAUACAUCAAAUCAUCUAUACAAUUGAAAUCAAAUGAAAUUUCCAAUUGCCUAUAAUAUGCAGAAGAUAUUUUAACACGCGAUGACACCGGUUCAACAAUGUCACUGAAUUUCCUUUACGCGUAUUGCUUUGUUUUCAAAGGUCUCAAACUUCAAAAAUCCCGAGGGCAAUGUUUUAUUUUUAAUUGCGUUUUACAAUGAUCUUUUUGUUAAACUGUUAACGUACCUAUCUACAGUAAUAUGCCAUACACGUGACCAUGAAAAAGCUAGGGGAACAUGUUCCUCUCUGGCUUGACUCCAUAUUAUAUGCGUAUAAAGGUACCUGUUUGCAUAAAACCUGACGUAUACCCACGCGUAAUAUGUUUGUGAGAUAUAUUAUUGUAAUUAUUAUUGCGGUUUUUGCAGAUCACCGUGUACGCGGAUAUUUAUAUAAUAUAUACGUUAUAAAAACGUUUUGGUUUCUCCGAGCGGCGCUAUUAAAAAUCAUAUUAAAAUAAUGAUCCACUCGUUUUUUCUCACGGCACGGGUGGAUACGUACACGACACACGUAUACAGAACGGUCGUAUUAUGCGUUUAUAAUUUUGGAACUGCGAGAUCGGUUAAAAUUCUUCCAGACGCACUAUAUACUCGUGGGUGCAGUACAUUAAUAGUUAUAUAAUUUUGUGACACGUGGAUUUAAUACUACAAUUGAUUAUGAAAAAAAAAAAAAAAAAUGAAUAAUAAUAAUAGAAAAUAUCCCGUUGUCUUCUAAAAAGAGCUAAAAUACAAAUGUUCGGUAAAAGUAUCGGCAACAAAAAGACAAAAUCGAAAAUAACAAAAGCCGUGUUAUUGUGUAAAUUUAUCCGUUUUAACAACUAUACCUAUUUGGAAAAUUACGAAGAAAAUCAAAAACUGACCUUCCCAAUGCAUUAACUAAACAAAAUUGCCUAUUUCGUGUUUAGCAGUCAAGUAGAAUAAGAGUAUACAGUAAAAAAAUAAUGCGUGUCGAGAAAAUACGUCCGCGUCUAUUAUUAUUCUACGAGGUAUAAUCUUCCCGCAUUGUUUUUUGUUUUUAACAAAGUAUACUGACACGCAAUAAUUAUAAGCAACUGUAACCUAUUCAUGCAAAGUCGGAAACCAUAACAUCCUACUCGGUAUAGUUUUCACACCGAGUUAGGUAGGUAGAUAGGUAGGUAAGUAAUAAGUUAAAAAAAAAAAAGAGCUGAUACUGGGGAUGGGAGCGACCACUGUUGUAGUUGAGAAUUUGGGAAGGUAGGAUACAUAGGGUUAUUUCAUUUAUAUCUGUAAGCAACGGUAAACUAUUACUUGACGAAAGACGAUUCCGAGUGCAGUCAGUAAUACAUAAUUUUUGCAAUCUUAUAGACCUAUAUUUUGCCCCUCCCACUUGACAAUAUUUUUCGUCUACAUUAUCCAACUACUUACUCGACUUAUUUUUACUCUUAUCACGUGCUAUACCAACUGUUCCCACAUCGUUAUUCAUAUACCUGUAAUUAUUAAAUAAUCAUUCUACAAUAAUAAAAUUCAGGACCAAAACGGAACUCUGUAUGCACCUAACCUGUUGGUAUUUUGCCCACUCCCGACUCUUGUGACCAUUGAUAACAUGUGUGAUAACUAGCGUAUGUCACACUGGCUAAUACGAUUCCUCACACAAAGUCUACGACUACCUAUAACGCCCACCCCGCGAUAACCGCUGAUGACGGAUGUAUGUAUGUAUUUAUACCGUUCUCGAGUACCUACUCGUUAACGUUAUUGUAUGUAAUAUUGUUUUAUGACAUUUUUCGUUUUACAAAUAUUAUUUCUGUGCGCGCGCGCGAGUUACCGCGCCCGCUGAUCAUCUACCCGUACCCGUUGCCGCAGCUAAAUAUCACUUAUACAACGAAAUAUUAUCGUGCGAGUGUACACAUUUUAAUAAACUGUUAUUAUUAUUCUUCCUAAUAAUAUUUUUUUUUCAAAACAUUAUUAUUCGAUGAUAUAUAUAUUUUGCCAACACAUUAGUGUAUAUAUUAAAUAUUCAAUUGACAUUUCAAUGGUUUUCUUAAGUGUGCUAUUGAUAAAUAGAUGAAUAAAUGUACAGAUGGUACAGCAUCAACAUUAAGUUUUUGUGAACUUUUCGAUGAAUAAUAUCCCACCAUUUUUUGAAUUAACAGCUUAAAUGGUCACUACUAUAAAAAUGUCAAGAACAUGUUUUUUCUGAAUAGUUAGUUACACAAAUAUAAUAUAAAUAGAAGAGUAAAAAAAUUAUUAUAUAUUAAAUAUUAUCUACUCACCAGUAUUAUAUACGUUUAUACUAUCAGCUCGUCCACAUGAUUUAACCUACUUCUUCUGUACACUUCCUUUUUUCAAGAGACUCAGAUCCCUUACAAGUUACUACUGCACAUUUAAGCAUAUUAGGAAUCAAUGGAUUUAUUGGUACAAUAAAUAAAAUAAAACAACUUGACAAUUAAAAGGAAUACAAUGUAUAUUUUAAAAAUAAUAAAACCAAUAAAAAAUAAUUAUACCAUGAGUAAGACGAAUAUCGGAAUCAUUAUCCGUGUCCCAGUCGCAGCAGCAAGUCGUCUAACAGUGCCAAUUACUCCGACUGUACGUUUUUACAAAGCGUUUUUAAAAAAAUGUUUACAAAUAUUUCAUGGUUGUAUGGCUGUUUUAAACGAAACAAACGUAGAUGCAAGCAAGAAACAAGUAUACGAAUACAUUGCACAAGCAUCGCCAGCGGACCCAAUCGAUUGCAAUGACUGUACUCUGAGCUUCACAGAACGUAAGUUCGUGAAUAUAGGCAUCGACCCGACAGACAUGUUCGCCAUCAAAAUACAAAUAAAGACUUCGUCGCGGUACGUUAAUAUAACGGCAUAUACUCCACCUCGUAUAUUUUCACUGAUGGAAGGGAUCCUGUCAACCGUACUCGACGCACCGAAAACAAGUCGCAUAUAUUUCUGGCAACCGCGAUGUUCGAGUUAUCGAGUGUGAUGUACAAAUAGGAAAACGUCCUAGUGGUGGAAUCAAAAACCGUGACCGGCUGCCGCAUCCGGUUAAAUAGACGGGAUUUAUUCGCACUUCAAAAUUUGGAACGGUGCAUUUUCGAGACGAUCGCGCGGAAAACCGCUAAAAUGCCCGUAGCAUUUGUUAGAAUUGUAAGACACCCGAUAUUAUAAUGUGAGAACGUGUACUCUAUAAGGCGCAAAAUGGACACGGUGACGUUAAGUAUCUGUUGAGUUUUGAACUGCCGGGAUUUUUAACGCGUCCCGAAAUAUACUGUAAACGUAAAAUGUUACGUUAUAAUUUCCGCCCAAAUAAGUUUUAUUAAAAUAAUCAAACUGUAAUAAUAUGUAUUAUUAUUACGUAGUUACCUACCUGUAAUACUCAGUACCUACUCGUAGGUACAUGAUAUUAUAAAUUAUAGACGUCGUAAAACGUUCAUAAACAAAUUACUAAACCAAAAUAUUUUCUCGAAUAAUAAACUGAAAACCGGUUGCGUUUGGUAAAAUCUCUAGAUAAAUCUAGUGGCCGACCUUGCAAAAUUUACUAAACUCACGACGAACAUUUUUGUAACGCAAUGCACUGCAUCGCGUACUUGUGUACACCAAAACCUGUAUUUGGAUCGCGGAUAUCUUAAUUCUUGAUUGGAACGCGCGACUUGCAGGACGUGUACCCACACUCGUAAAUACGUCCACUCAGGUCGAACACACAGGUACCUGCAUAAUAAAUCGAAAUAAUUAUCGUUAAGUGAAAUUUAAAUAAUUAUAAUAUUACAUAUAAAUCUUCCGACAGUCCGUGACGGGAGGUACACGACUGCGACCAGAGUGUGGAUAGCUUCGGAAUAAUAUCAAUUCGAUCCGUACGUUAGGUUUCGAUUAAAAUAAAUUCGGAAGGUCAAUUAUAAACCUUGAACCGCCGCCGCACGAUAGGUCGAUAGCCGAUAGUAUUCUGCUCGAAGGGCAGAAGCCAAAAAUCAUUAGAUUAAUUAUAAGUAUACCCACCUACCUAAUAUAAUAUUAUCUAAAAUUUAAAAAGAAAAUAAUAAACCCGAAACAUGAAAAUGAUUAAAAGAAAACUAAGAAGAAAAUUUAUUGAAAACCAUUAUUAUUGGCACGAAUGCGAAAAAAAAAAAACGAUAAAAAAAGGCGAGCAUUUCUGAUAGUUUAAAAAAUUAGUAUUGCAGCGAUGGCCGAUGAAUAUAUGAUAUUAUCAUAAGUGUCUACUACAAGUAGCUCAUAUGAAUUUAUAAUACCUACUAUUAAUACUAACGAAAUUAAUUUUUAAAAUAAUAUAUUAGGCUGUAAAAGCGGAUCUAGCAUCAAUUUACGAUCAGAGCACAUUUUUAUUCCAGACAUUUAUGAUAUUGUACUCUGCGUUUAUUAGUGCGUUAUACGUGCGUUUUCAUUUCGGACUGCAUUGUAGAAUUUAAUGUAAAAAAAAAAAAAAAUAGUUAAUACUGAUACUGCUGAUUGCCAAUAGAUGCACAGUUGUUGUAGGUGGGAAGAUGUGAAUGUAAGAUACAAAAGUUAUUUAAUUUAUUUCUAUAUAACCAAUAAAUAACCCAUGAAUCGUACGAAAAACUAUUCUGAGCGAAGUUUGUUUAUAUAUGAACGCUAUAAUAUUUAAAAUUUUCAUCAAAAUUUGAUUUUGAAAUCAUUACCUACAAUACACUAUACAUUUUUUUUACUAUUAAAUACAACUUAUAAUAAACCUCCUGUUCAAUUUCCAAGCAUUUAUGUUUGGUUAAACAAUGAUAUCCACUUAGUGCCUACCAGAUAAAAACUACCUGCGUAAAAUAAUAGUAAAUAUAAAAUGUUUUAAAUAUUUUACCACGUCUAGAAAGAGCAAAUAUAAGUUCUCUGUCAAAAUUUCAAGUCUCUAUGAAUAUUUUUAACUGAAUUAUAAUAAAACAGACACACAUACUUUGCACGAACUCAUGGGGUGGACCACUGUUGUAGGUUAGAAGUUAGGAAGGUAGUAUAAAGAGCGGAAUUUAAUGUAUAUCACAAAGAUUAAUCAUUAUUAACAAAAGACGAUUCUGAGUAGAUUUCGGUUAUACUUAUACAUGUUUUGUAAGGCCGUAUAGUAAUGAUUUUCGCCAGCAUUUGGUAUUAAAAUUCUUAAAAAAAAGAAUUUUUACAUAAGUCAAUUUUUUGUUUUUUUUUUUCAAUAAUACAAAAUAUGAACUUCCAGUUAAAUUUCCAAGCAUUUCUGUUUGGCAUAACAAUUUUAUCCACAGAGUAAAUACCUACCAAAUAAAAACUAUGCAAAAAACUCGCAAAAUGAUGUCUAAAAAUAGCCCAAAAAUGGCUCAAAUGUUUUGAAAGUUGUAACACGUCUACAGAAAUAGCAAAGUAGCAAGUAGAUACAAUUUUCUGUCAGGAAAGGUGCUACACUAUCAAAGCGAGAUUUCUGGUAGAAAAGUUGUUCACAGAUAAAAAAAUGUUGUCCUAAAAUAAUGGGGACGGGUGCAGCCACUAAACCAUUGUUAACGAAAAAACGAUUCUGAGCGGAGCUUAGUUGAUAGUGCUAUUGCUUUGUCAAUAAUAUAUAAUAUUUCAUAUUAUGGUAAAAUAAUUACUAAUGCAUUAAACAUUUUCUUUAAUAGUAUUUGUUUAAUAUUAUACCUAUUUUCCCAUUUUAUGAAUAGACAAUCCUUCGUUAAUAAUUUGUUUAGGUAAACAACCACAAUCUAAAGACCGUUAAUAAUCACAUUUGAAUUUUGAACUUUUUUUAUAGCUAAAAAAAUUAUACAUUUUUUUAUUUUUGUUGUAGCGGGAGAAUGUAGCAAUAACAAUUGCGCCGAAGACAGUAGUAGCGUUCCCGUUAACAGGUGGUCAAUGCCGCUUUUACGAUCGGGUGAUAAGCGACUCUACUUGGGAAUCUUUUUCAAGGUAGGUGCAUUAACGUACAGAACUGUAAACUUCAAAAAGUUUUGUAGAUGAUAAACGCGAUUAUUUUUGCACCGAUUUAGGCCAAUUGGUAUAAAGCCGCCCAGUACUGCAGAUAUCACGGAAUGCAUCUGACCAGCAUAAGCAACCAAGAAGAAAACGACAGGUUGGAAAAAUACAUCAAGGAUUAUGGUGAGAAAUUCACGGAUAAUAUAAACAAUUAUUCGCUCUACCAAAUAUGUAUAAAACAAUAUUUUUUUACAUGUCUGUGUGCGCUAUAUGCAUAUCCUUAUUCAUGUCUUUAUCUACUCCGUAUGUGUCCUUAAUAAUGAUUUAAUCCUUCGAUUAGGUAUUUUUUUGUUUAAAAUUUACAGAACCAUACAAAUAUAAAAUACGAGGAGAGAUAAGAUAUUAAGAACCCUCCAAGUGAUUAUGUCACGGACAUCUAUUAUGAAUUGUUUAUUAUAGGUUUGGGACACGAACACUUUUGGACAUCCGGCACUGAUCAGGCAGAGGAAGGCUCGUUCUUUUGGUUGGCUAAUGGUCGACCAAUCGGAUUCACUAACUGGAACGCUGGCGAACCGAACAAUUUCAAAUACGAAAAUGGAGAGGAAGAGCAUUGCUUAGAGUUGUGGAACCGAGACGGCAAAGGGCUCAAAUGGAAUGAUUCACCGUGCUCGUUCGAAACGUUUUUCGUGUGUGAAAUGUAA